Vicia villosa (hairy vetch) is the source of this 780-nucleotide messenger RNA. RefSeq lists its product as uncharacterized. The transcript has a single exon. The record is from RefSeq and is a predicted model, not a curated record. Bases 65 to 574 code for a protein of 169 amino acids. NCBI's taxonomy places the organism in Eukaryota, Viridiplantae, Streptophyta, Magnoliopsida, Fabales, Fabaceae.
AAUUGGAAGAGGUUGUUAGAGAAGCGAUUUGGGUUCUCAACCUGCUUUCCGCCUGCGAGUGAAGAUGAGAGGUGGAAAAAGAAACGCGAAGAAAGAAGAAGACGAAGUUGAACAAAUGUUACGCGCCGCACAAGACGAGAUCCUCUUAAACCUCUCCCUCAAUUCUCACCUAUCUCGUCCUUCUCCUUCUUCCUCCCCUAUCCCCAAUCCCAAUCCCGAUCCUGAUUUGGAUCUCGAUCUCGAGCGUCGAUUUCAAGCGCUUAAAUCAAAUUCCAAAAAACAACAACCGUUGGAUCCAUCCACCAGAUUCGAUGCUCUCAAAGCCAAAUUGCAUCGGCCUGUGAACGCUAACGCGAUUGUCUCUGCAUCGGAGCCGCCGGUUCAAUAUGAGGAAAGUGAUGAGGAAGAUGAAGAGGCGCAGAUUCAGAAGUUGAUUGAAUGGGCGAAAGAUGCGGCGCGGCUUGAUCCUUCUCCUCCGUCUCCGGCUGGUUCAGACGAUGAAGAUGACGGACCGUCUGUAUCUGACGGUGAAGAUGACGACGAUGAUGAUCACCGCCGCAAAUCGUUGAAAUAGUUUAAUUUUAUUUUCUCUGAUUAUAUUAUUUUUAAUUUUGUAGUUUUUUUUUUUAUGUAGUAGAUAGAUGCUUUUGUUAAUUUUUAAUUGUUAAUGGCUUCGUAUGUGCAUUAUAUGGAAUGAAAAGGAGAUAGAAGAUUAAUGUUGUUGUUACGGUGAUAAUGAGGAAGAAGAACAAAUUAGAUGAAGCUUUUGGUAUUCAAAAU